AUGUAUAUAUUUGACUUAUUAGUUGAGGGUGACUAUAUGUCAUUGAUCAAUCGAUUGGUUGAAAUCGAUCAUAUCAAUCAGAUACAAUCAAAAACUAUAACAAACAGUAAUAAUAACAGUAAUAAUCAUGUAAAGAAUAACAAUAGUAAUAAUAAUAAUAAUGAUAAUAAAGUUAAUAUUUAUGAAGAAUAUGAAAUGUGUUUAUCAUAUUUAGUUAAUUUAACAGUUAAUAAUCAAUCACUAACAGAGAUAAAAGAGAUUCUACAUUGUUACUCAUCAAAGAUGUCUAUCCACAUGGCAAUGUCACUCACUAGAAUCACACAAUAUCAAUAUAUAGAUACUAAAUCAUAUCAUUCAUUCAUACAAGAGGAAAUACAAUUCAGAAAGAAACUAUCACAUUUGGAGAAGAAAACAACAUUAAUAGAUAUAACAGAGAAUAUUGGUGAUUUAUUUGAGAAUGGUGAUAUAACUAUCAAGUUAAGAUUGGUAUUGAGUGAUCUCAUCGGUUUGUUGGACUACUCUGACAGACAGCAAGAGCUGAAUCUACUAAAGAAGCAGCAACAGCAACCACAACAACAUCAACUCGAUAUACACAAGUAUGAAUGUUCAAUAUUAGAUAUACCAAUAUACCAAGAAGAAUUAUGUUUUAUAUUACCUUUUAUUACUUUUAAAUUUAAUGAUAUUAUCAAUUUUAAUAAUAUGUUGAUAUCAUUGCUAUAUUUGAAUCAAGCACCAAAGCUGAUGCAUCUAUUGAUAUUGAAUCAUCCUUUGGAGUUCAAGGAGAUCGUGGAGGAUAUCAUAUUGAAGUCGAUAGAGUUGGUCGGUUUCGAGAGGAUCAAGAGAAUAUUGCUAGAGUUGUGUAAACUCUCAAAGUUUGUCGCUACCUUUAUCCGCGCGAAACUGAUAGAACAAACAUUGAUGCCAGAGUUAAUCUUUAUGAUAACAACACAGUUUAUCAAAGACGACAUCAACUUUCUCAGUAAUAUCAUUGUAAAUAGACAGGAGUAUCAAUGGAUCAAAGAUUAUAUUUCGCAAAGAGAAUCACCUUCAUUCAAUGAGAUAAGAGAUAAUCUAUUAUCAAUUUUGGAUAAAUCUAAUAAUAAUCAAAUGAAUACAUCAACAUCUGAAUUGAAUUCACCUACAGCUACAACAACUACUACAAACACUACAACUAAUGGUAGUAUUCAAUCGAUAAUAACUAUACAAUCAAUUGUUAGAAUAUAUUGUGGUAUGGCAGGUGUGCUUGGUAUCAAGUUGAGUGGUGCAGAGAUAACAGCAACUUUACAACUCAUCGAUAAAUACAAGAGUAAAUCAUUCUCAAGAAUCUAUCUAUGCUUUCUAUUGGUAAUAGAAGGUUUAUUACGUAUAAUUCAACCUAAAAGAAUAUCAGAAUGUUUUAAUAAUAUAUUAAAAACAAAUAGCUGUGAUGAUCUAUUACUGUUAAUAUCAAUCUAUUUCCAUACAAGACAGUUACCGAAUAUCGUUGUCAUUGUAAAGAAUAUUCUUGGAUUCAGACCGUCUAUUCACACUGAGAGUCUGAAUCAAAUCGGUGAGUUGUUGACCAAGGAUAUAUUCCCAGAGGCAUUGGUAGCUUUAAAGGCAUCGUUAUUACCAACUACCGAUAAUCUAUCGAAUGGUAACACAUCAAAUAUCUCUGGUAGUGGUGGUGGUAGUAGUGGUAGUAGUAGUGGUGGUGCUGAUAAUCACAAUACAUCGAUGAUGUGCAUCUAUCAUCUACUGAGUGAACGUAUCUUUGAAAAGUAUGAAACCGACAUGGGUCAAUGGAUAUGGACACAAACACUGAAAGCAUCUACACCCAUACAUUAUCUACUACCUUCAUGUUUAGAUAAACUUAUUAAAAAAACCGUCGAUUCUAACGAAUACACCAUUGUUCUAUAUGAAGAGGAUAUCAGAGUGGACGAUAUCAUCGUUGUUUGUGCCGUCAAAACAGACACCUAUGGUCGUACAGGUGUUGGUUGUCUACUUUGUACUAAGACAUCUUCUAUUCUAAUAGAAACAACACAAUUAAAAGAGUAUUCAGAUGAAUUCCUUUCAAAGCUACCAAUACAAAGUUGUUUGAAUACAAUACAAUCGAAUGCUAAGGAUUACUUUUAUAUUAUUCCACCGUUUUUCUACUUGGUUAGCUCGCAAUUUCCACAGUUGUUCAACGUUGCUCUGUUGCUCGAAGAAGAGGAGCGUCACUACAAUUCUAUCGCCACACUAAACUACAUACCGCAAUACUUUAAGCAAUCAAUCUAUCCAAAGAGUGCAGAUACUAAAUAUACAGUGUCGGUAUUCCAAAAGACAACCAGCAAUCCAACAACCACCUAUCUUAUUCUUAGCUACUUGAAUACACUACCGGAUGCUUCUCUCACUGCACUGGUCAUUCCUCUCGUCCAACAUCUCCUGCCUAUACUCAUCGAUAACUUCCAGCAACCACAGAUCGACGGUAUCAUUCCGCUAUUUACCGAUUUGUGGAGUCGAUUGUUUCCUCUCGACCAAACGAACGUCGCACUAAAGACAAUAAAUCUAUCGGCAUUCCUGGCGGAGCGCUAUCCAAUACCCAAGAGUCUACGUAUUUGUAGAUAUGCACUUGGUCGUAUUGCUCAUAAUCUUGGUGUAAAUCUUACCUCUACACACAACAAUAAUAGUAGUAAUAGCACUAGUAACAUAGUUAUCAAUGUCCGUUCCGACUUUGAAAAAGAUAACUUUAUCAAACAAAUAUUACCGUCGCUAACCAGAUUUGCCAAGACCUACCCGAUAUUGGCAGAAGAUUGUCUACAAAUCUUAACUGAACAACUACCCAACAAACAAUUAUUUAAUAAUAAUAGUAAUAAUAAUGGAGCUCAACCAAAUAAUAAUGCAGACAAAUCACAACAUCAACAGUUUUAUAAUGGAUUUUCAACACCAACACUAGAGCAACAAACCAAUACAACACCGUGGAUAAAAGUAAACGAUAAAACAACCAUUCAUACAGAUAUAUAUCAAGCGAUUCAGAUACUCGUUAAGAAUAUAACGAAUUAA
This is a messenger RNA of Heterostelium album PN500, 3024 nucleotides long. It is a transcript of the gene ints2, whose product is annotated as integrator complex subunit 2. The transcript has 9 exons. Gene Ontology annotation, biological process: snRNA 3'-end processing. Lineage: Eukaryota; Evosea; Eumycetozoa; Acytosteliales; Acytosteliaceae. Bases 1 to 3024 code for a protein of 1007 amino acids. The record is from RefSeq and is a predicted model, not a curated record. Gene Ontology annotation, cellular component: integrator complex.